AUGAUCCUACGGACUCUCUUACUGAUCCUCAUCGCUCAAGUCACAUGGUGUCAAAUCGGUCAACCAGGACAAGCACCCGGUCAAGUACCGCUGGACCCAGGAUACCAACAACCGCUAGAACCAAUCAAAAAUAUUCUCCAAGGAUCAUACGGUAACAAUGUGACACUGUACUUCCGGAACAGUCCGUAUCGUGUAAUGGGUGAUUUGACUGUUGAAUAUGGCGUCACCAUGGAUAUCGAAACGGGUACAAGACUGUAUUUUGAUACGGGUGUCGGUUUAAUCGUUAAAGGAACCCUCAGAGCAAUUGGCAAUGAAUUCGCGCAUAUCGAAAUGCUUCCAUAUCAACAGCAAAUCAAUUAUGACUCCGAGAUGCCCAAAUUUCGGCUGGUUGACGGUCCUACAGUAAGACAAGGACGCCUACAAGUGCAAUUCAGGGAUCGAUGGAGAUCCGUGUGUACGAUGGUCACUAACUGGACCUCCAUCGACACUGGAACGGCGUGCCGUUCCAUGGGCUACUCGGACGGAGGAUUCUGGAAAUGGAUGCUACGAAACAAUGACACGUAUCCAUUCGUAAUGCCAAGACCUGAUUGCCAUGGAUCCGCAAAAAACCUAUGGGAUUGUCCAGCAUUCUCGGACCCAAAUAAGAUCAGAUUAUCUGAAAAUUUGUGUCAAGGAGAAGAUGAUUUGGGGAUUUAUUGUUGGGGACCUCCCACGUUUCAAGGGUGGGCGAGACAUUGGAAAGGGAUUCAGAUUCUGAAUUCUCCGUUUCAUUAUGUGAAUUCGGACCCGGAUUUGGUGGCGGUGAAUCGAGAAUCGAAUUCGAGAUUGGAGUUUGUGGAUAUACUGUAUGCUGGAUAUGAUGGAUCCAUCAAAAACGUCACAUCAGCUUUAUACAUCGAAGGAGUGCCUCCUAUAAUGAAUGGGUUACGAAUAGAGCAUAGUGCACGGGAUGGCUUGCAGUUGUUGGAUACAAACGGACCCGCCAUAAUAGCCAACUCAACCUUCUCCCAUAAUCGAGGUCAUGGAAUUUUUGUCGUCAACACCACAGAUGCCCGAAUUUUCAUAAAUAACACUAGAAUCGAAGGGAAUUGGGGUGAUGGAAUAUGGUAUAAGCAACGGACGGGCGUCACAUUGAUUGAUUACGGUAUUCGAGAAAAACGUGGAAUCGGAUCCGGAAGGUUGGAAGAGGAAAAGCCAAGAAUCGAUAUGUGUGGAGAUCACAAAAUUUCUGAUAAUCACUUUUUUCCACACUUGAUUUCUGUUAAUUUGAAAAAUCGAACGUUUUUGGAUCCGAGUCAACCGUCGAGUUGUUGGAUGACUGUCUCUCUUCCACCCCGUCUACCGUACACCUACAGUCUCCAAUGGCUACACAUUCGAAAUUUGAAUCCAUCAAAGACCCAAACCACUCUUCUCAUCUGCGAUUCCAACAACCCCGACGAGAAUCAUUGCUCAACUCCAAGAUUUCGAAUUCCGAUCCGCGAUCAAAUUUAUCCGCAAAGUGUCUCUCUGAAAAGUUCUGGAAAGCCAUUGUAUUUAGCAUUGGAGCACGUUUUGGAUAGUGAGCAGGCUGGAUAUGUUCAAAGAGACGUUCAUUUGCUUUUCAACAUUCAUGCGUCGGUUUUAGACAAAGCCUACUAUGGCCUGAACGUUACCAAUUGCAUCAUUGAGAAGAAUACGGGAAAUGGAGUGUUCGCAAAUGAUAUUCGAGAGAGGACAUCGCUGACUAAUGUGACUUUGGAUGAGAAUCAGGGAUACGCUGGUUUUUUGGUCAAGGACGGCGCCGCUGAUAUCUGGCUGAACGAGACCCGGAUUUUUCGCAAUUGGGGUGAUGGAAUGAAUAUUUCGUAUGCUGGUGGAUCGAUAAUGGUGAAUGGGACCAGAAUUGAGAAUAAUCGUUGGAGAGGCGCCGCAAUUCACUAUAACCAAACGAUUCCAUUUUUUCCACUAUACAACGAAGUGAUUUUUAAAGGACGCCCAUCGAACAACAAAUUCUAUCUGCCUACAGUAAUCUCCGAAAAUGAGUGGGGUGGUUUAUUGAUUGGAAACUAUUGUGCUUACGGGAACGAAUCGCAUUGGAGGUGGAAUUUCAAAAAUCCCCCUAUCCAGUCCUUAUUUCCAAAAUUGGAAUCAAAAAUUUUGAUCUCGUGGGUCGAAUUUCUAAAAAAUCAAUAUCACCCUUCCCUGGAAAUCUUUUCGUGUCGAGACCCAUAUGUGACCCAGAAUUUAAUCGAUAUUACCGGAAAUCGAAUCGAUGGAAAUUUGGGAUUUGGAAUGAGGAUAUCACCGGCGGUUAACAUGCACACACUGAUAAGCUCUAAUCAGUUCUUGCAUAAUAAUGAUACGGCGUUGUAUGUGAGGAAUGCACAAUGGCCAGAGCUUGCGAAUUUGCCAGCAGAGGUCACAAUCUCCAAAAAUGUGUUCAAAUUCAAUCAUGCCAAAUAUAUCAUAUCGAUUGGAAUGAACGAGGAUGCGAAUAAGCAGUUUUUGACAUUCAAUCAACAAAAUGAGAUUCGCGCCAAUACCGUAUUCGACCCAUUCCCUUCCCUACCUCCAAGAAGUACACCAUACGCGGCACUAGUCGUAUCAUCAUCAAAUGUUCGAAUUCAUCGUAAUUGUUUCAACAAUGAGCGAGCUAAAUACGAAAUAGCUACCGAGCUAGAGAGACAUGCGAAAUGGAUUGACGCCAGAGAGAAUAAUUGGGGAUUUCAAGAGAUUCCAAGAUUCAUCGACAAGUUUUUCGAUCAAUUCAAUCGAUAUUCAUUGGCAUCCAUUGAUAUUGAUCCUUAUAUGGCUGCUUGUAACCAGAGGAUGCCUUAUAUUAGUUUGUUAAAUGGACAGUUUCGACAGUUUAAGAAGGCAUCCGAACCGAAUAAGUUGGGAGGAAUCAUUUAUGAGAAUCAUGAUUUGUUGAAGGGUCGCUACACGGUCACCGAAGAUCUCCAAGUGGUUCCCGGAGCGAAGCUAACCAUAGCCUCCGGCUCCACACUGGAGUUUCAGCAUGGAAUUGGGAUGAUAGUUCAAGGAGAUUUGAUUCGAAACGAAUAUGAUCAAGAUGAGAAAGUGAUAUUCACUUCUACCCCAUUUACUCUACAAAAACGCCAAAAUAUCCGUCUGGUGGAUUCAGAUGGGAAUGAUGAGGUGACAGAAGGAAGGCUUGAGGUUCUGGUGGAUGAGCAAUGGGGUACUGUAUGUAAUCGAAGUUGGACACCCCAGUUGACCAUUCUGGCUUGUAAUCAAUUGGGAUUAGUCGCUGAUGUGCAGUAUUUUGAGAAUUGGAGGAUUUUCCCAGAGGCUGGAGAUCUUCCAAUGGUUAUGGAUAAUAUAAGAUGCGAGGAGAAUGAAGUGGAUAUUACAAGAUGCAGACAUGAUGGAAUUGAGAGAAAUUGUGCAGCUGGGUGCAGGGGUACUGAGGUUGUUGGUCUCCGCUGUCUGGAACCCCGUUGGGCAGGUGUUCGUUACUCCUUGCUAGCCAACCCACCUACAGUAACCGGUCAGACUACAAUGGAUAAUUGGAGAAUCGAAAAAGGCGGACUUUUCAAUUUCCGGACUUCUGAGUUUUGUGCAGCUUUUAAAAUCGAUUGGAACUAUCACACAUUCCAUCGGCUAGAGAUCAAGAACAAUUUCUGGGAUGGUGUAGAUGUUGUAUACAAUGAUUUGGUCAAAAAGCCAGCUAUUCGGAAUAGUGUUAUUUAUAAUAAUCGAAACAACGGAUUCCAUAUUAGAUCGGCAGGGAUUACUGUAGAAAAUGUGACGAUAUCGUUUAGUGGACAGUCUGGAAUGAGAUAUAAUCCAUCGAUUUCGGCGCUAGAACAAGAGGAUAUUGUUUCGUGGUUGAGUUUAAAGGAGCAGCCUGAGUUGGAGGCUAACAAUAUUUUUCGAAUUCCGGAUCAGAAGUUGGAUUUGAUUGAAGUCAUGGAAUCGAAUUUGAAUCAAAGGAAAUUUUUAGUUGCGGCAGAUACAGAGGAUUGUCCUGAAGAUCCCCUCCAAGAAUGUGUCUAUAAUCUAAUGAUACGAUCAGUUGGUUAUCAAUACGGUCUAGCUUCAAAAAUGACCAUUCAAAUUGUCAACCCUCCAUCAAACAUUUCUGAUGAAGACGCAAUUUUCACAGAGGUCUCGACAGGAAAAUCAUGGAGUGCUAGGAAAGAUCAAAUUUAUUUCCCGGUAGUCUCCACUGAAAAUGCGAUGCGAAUGAGGUACACAAAAUCGUAUGGGAAACCGAAACUUGUGAUUUUGGUCCUCUUUUUGGAUACCCAAGAAUACGUUGACCGCUUCAUCCACCUCUAUCAAUCUCGUGUUGAAGACAAUCAAUACGGAUUCUCAGCAGUUCACUACUCGAAUUUGACAUUUUCGGAUGGACGUCUCUCAAAUCGUUGGAAUAAUGAAAAAAUCUGGUUGCAAAAAGUGAAUUUCACCAGAAACCAUGAAGCAGUCGUUUGGUUACACUCUCCACAGCAUUCUGUGGUUCCUGGGACCCCGAUUGCUGAAAUUACUUAUCACUUUGAUAAUUGUAGUGUUGUUGAUAACACUGGACCAAUUAUUGAGUCCCAUAGAGAUUUGUAUGCUUCGGCAAAUGUGUUUCAUUGGAUUUUAUGGUCCAAUACUUUUGCGAAUAAUACAAGAAGUGGAAUUGCGGUCGCUCUACCGGAUACCUAUGAUUUGCUGGCUAAACAGACGCAUAGUUUUUGGCUAACCGAGAACCGCUUCGAAAGGAACGACGACUUCCGAAUUCUUCUAGAUGGCUACUACGCAUUCGCCAACAUUUCCUCCAACAAUUUCACCCAAAACCUGGCCCCAUAUAAUUUUGGAAUGCUAGAACUCCGAGGAAUGGAAAAGAAACUAGUCUGCGAAAGAAAUCGAUUCUUCUUCAAUUGGGGUCACUGGAUGAUCAAAAUCGAUGCCACCUCCCAAUACCUAAGACAAAUUGAUGUUCCAAGCUAUGUCCGUUACAACUACAUUGAGAAAAAUAAGUUUAUUCGACAAAGAGCCGACUAUGUGGACAUGUGGCCGAGGUCCUAUGCAUUAGGAGUGUUUGGUGCUCAAAAAAUCGAAGUUCAUUUCAAUAGAUUCUUCAAUGAGCUGAUGGAUUUCGAGCUUGUAUCUGGAACUAAAUACACAGACAUUUACGACACCAUGAAUGCCACCUACAAUUGGUGGGGUACUGGCAACGAAGCUGUCAUAUCCCAACGAGUUUUUGAUUUCGAUGACUGGAACACUUACACACGAGCCAUAUGGUCCCCAUUCUAUGUCUCCAACGAUUUAUCGAUUAAUUUCUGGUGGAAUCCUCAUCGAGAUGGACAACUGGCAAAUGCAACGUAUUUGGAGCCUAGUAUUCAUGAUUUACAUGGACGAGUUUAUGAGGAUAAGAAUUUAACAUUGAUUACGGAGAGAUGGUACGAAUUCCCGCAUUAUUACCGCCCGUUCCGUCCCUACCGUAUUACUCGUGACGUCACUAUUAUGCCUGGAGCCACGCUGUAUAUUCAAGAAAAUGUUGAGGUUCAUAUUUGGCCAAAUGUUAGGAUUCUGGUGUUGGGAAAUCUAGUGGCGAAGGGGUCGUAUUGGCAGCCUAUACGAUUCAAACCAAUCAACACCACUGAAUACGCCGAGAUUAAAGGGCGAAUUCCGUCAGAGUACAGGAAGAAAAGGGGCGUGGUUUUGGAGGAAAAAAAGCCUGAAAAGCCUAAUGGACAUCAUAUAGAGAAAAGGCCGGGAGUAGACCAGUCUGAAGCCCCUAAAAGCCGCCCCAACCGCUCCGACCGGGCCGAACACGCUGGUCGGCCACGACGAGCUUCCGACCGCUCCAAGCCCGACUUGGUCUACCGAGACUUCCCCACCCUCCACCGCGAUGAUCCCUACUACCAACGCUUUACAGUAUCCCUAACAGCAAACGGUUCGGAUUACGGUAGAAGUGGUUUCCUACAAAUUUACAACGCAACUACUGGAGAAAUCGUUCCAUCCUGUGAUCGACAAUUCACGAUAAGAAAUGCUCAAGUUGUUUGUAGAGAAUUGGGGAUGGCCACCCAAAAUGUGUACCAUUGGCUGACCCCUCGAUGGGAUUAUAAUCCUCAAAUUCAAAUUCUAAAGACAUAUAUGGAACCCAGAGAGUGUCGAGGCGAUGAGCCAAGUCUGGAUAGAUGUAACUUGAGGUUAUCUGGGAGGGAUGAGCAAUGGAUGUGCAUGGAUUCGGAGCAUUUCAAUUAUAUCUACUGUGGAACGAAUAGGAGCUUGUCAAAGGAGUAUAUUGGAAAUUGGGGAGGUAUUACGUUUGCCCAGCCGACGCUGGAGCAUGAAUAUGGGGAGCGGAGAGGGUCCAGGAAGGAGAAGUCGAUUUUGCAAAAUGUGGAGAUUGUGGGAGGAGGCGCGGGGCAUAAUGAUUCGUGGCAGAGUGCAGGACUCCAAAUCUUCCAUCGCUCCCCUAUUCUGGACCACGUGAAUGUGACCAAUUGCUCAGUCCAUGGAGUCCAGAUAGUGUCCCCAAAUGAUCAUAUAACUCUGGCAAAUUUGAAUGUGACAUUUAAUCAAGGAAAAGGUGUCAAUAUAAUUACGACAUUUGUCCAAGCGCCCAGCACAUCGCAAGAUACAAUGAGACAGCCGAUGAGUAUAUCGUACUACAGUCAGGGAAUGUUGGAUAUGUGUGCAGCUGUCAAACGGUUUGAGGUCAAGAAUCGGAUUAUGUUCUACUACAAAUAUGACUCCUAUCCUGUGGAUUGUGUGAAGAUCUUCACCUCCCCGGGACGUCGUGUAGCCUUCCGAAUCGUACAGUACCACCUCUACUCCUCACCAACAGAUUUAGGCCGCUCGGAUGCUCUGCGUCUCUAUAGUUCUGACUCAUUCUCUCCGUCUAGUCUUCUGGCUGACUUUAGAAGUGAUUAUCAGUCUGUGGAUCCAUCAGUUGCCGUGUCUUCUGAAGAAAUCGCCGUUCAUUUGAGAGCCACAGCUGCUGACGGCGUCUAUGGAUUCAUUGCGGAGGUCUCGGCAUUGCCAAGCAAUUCUGAGCAACAUACGGUUGGAGAAGUGGUCAUUCGAGGGUCUCGAAUGGAUAACAACGAUCGUGGCGCCAUAGAAUACUCGAAUUUAGGAGAAAUGAGCCCGAAUCUGGUCAUUGAGAGCUCCUCGUUCUCUUUUAAUGGAAUUCAUUUAUUCGGGAACGUUUCUACAUCAAGCCAAGCUAUUCAGCUCCAUUUGCAUAAUACUGUGUUCUUCCUAUUCCGAUCCAACUCUAUUGCUCAUAAUCGUGGUGGACUAUACAUUUCCGCUACAUCCAGUAGUCCGGUGGUCCGUUUGGGUGCUCUGGUGAAGAAUUGCAUGUUCGUGUAUAACAGUAAUUCGACUACGGUAGCGUUGAGCGGGAAUAAUUAUCAAUCGAUAUCCCUCCUGAACAACGUUAUCAGUCAUAACUACGCUCUCUAUCAUGAUACGGUAGUUGCCCAUGACGUUUCCAUCAACAUGACGAGGAAUACAUUGUACUCAAAUACGGGUCUACACACUUUGGACAUCCAUGCAAACUCGAGAAUCUCGGCUGACAAGAACCUAUUCUUCUAUAAUCAUUUUUAUGACAAUUUGGCACUGGGACACGGUCAACAGUACAUUGAAAAGUAUGGAUAUCAACCGUUGAGAGAGAAUAACGAGUUUUUGAAUCGACCCAGAAGAGAUACGAGAGAUAAAAGACAGGUCCUCACUCAACAAGGUGUUUCUUUCGACUGGUGGACGCAUGUGGACAACGAAACGACUCGUUAUCGAUCGACGAUUAUCGCUGGAAGCUCUCAGGAGAUUUUCAAGUAUAACACAUUCAAUGAUCCUUUAAAUGACUACGAAUUGACAACUGGGAGACAAUCACAAUAUGAAAUUGGGUCAAUCGAUGCGAGAGAUAAUUAUUGGGGAUAUCCGGGAACGAUUGGUGUGGCUGCUGGAAAGAUUCGAGACGCAGAGGAUUAUCCGGAGCUGGUGAAAGUUCAAUAUUCACCUGUGAUGGAGUCGAAUACAAGUUUGGUGGAGGGAGAUUGUCCGGCUGGAUGGUUUCAGGCUGGCCACGAAGAAUUCAAGUCCUGCUUCCUCUUCGUUCCAGCUGCAGUGACCUACACAAAAGCUGUGGAGUACUGUAAAGAGCUAGGUGCAUUUGUACCGUACCUGAGAAUCGAUGAUGUGCUACAAACCGAGCUGGCGAAGAGGAUAGAGAAAUUUUCGAUUGAUUAUAUAACGGAUCAAGAGAGAUUAAAGGCUUAUGGAGUGGAAGAUGAUAUACAUUUAUGGAUCUCUUCAGUUGGAAUUCCAAAUACCCAGUGUGGAUGGUUAAGUGCGAGAAGUCGGAAAAUUGGAAGUGUUAAUUGUAAUUUAUUGCUUCCGUUUGUCUGUGAAAAGGGGACACAUCCUUAUUCGGAACCGAUUCUCUGGAGACCUGGAAUUAUUAUUCCUCUGGUCAUUGCCUCGGUUAUUUUGGCACUUUUACUGUUUUUGGUCGUUUGUUGGUGUGUGAAGUCGAGGGAACGAAGUGAGGAACUCAGUGAGAGAAAGAAUAUCGUUAGAGCGAGUUUCAAAUUGCAAAAGCGCGAGCAAGAAUACCAAAAACGAAAAAUGAAAUCUGGCUCCGAACACACUCACACCUCAGCACAUGCUAGUUUGGAUGGCGGAUCAACGAUCAGUGCAUAUGAUUGGCGCGCCGGUCGUCAACCGCCCCGCCAAGUGGCUCGUUCCCCAACUGACACUUUGAGCACCGCCACAUCAGACCACACUUAUUCAUACGCCGCCUACACCCCACAUGGUGGUCCAACAACAGGGACUACAGUAUCUGGAACGUUCCAGUCGAGACGCCAAAACCGUCACGUCUCCACCAAUCCAAAUGGCUACUCGGAGAUCACCAAUCCAACCACAACUACCGUACCCUACAGUAGUUCUACAGUAACCGGGACUACUGUAAAAAUGCGCGCACACCAGAUGAGAAGCGAUACGACGUCUGAUGUGACGUCUUGUAGUACAUGUCCAUCGGAUUCAGAACGAACAUCAACUGCAACUGAUAUAUCAUCAAAUUAUACUUCUGAAGCCUCGGAAAGUACUAUUCAAAGUACUGUAGUUAACCAUAGAAGGUCUCCACGGCCUCCAAGAAGUCCGAUUCCAGCCAUAAGACGAUCAAAUCAGUUUUUGAACAUGACCAAUAACUUUCAACCAUUGCCAACUGAUCCGCCAAGACCUCCACCACCACCGCUUCAUCAAUCUCAAUCAUCUUUAAAUCACUUCGUUGAACUACACGCUCCGCCUCGAACAGGAGGAUCUCUAAAAUCCAAAAAACCAGUCAUUGAAACUUCUAUGUGA
Messenger RNA from Caenorhabditis briggsae, 9303 nucleotides. The record is from RefSeq and is a predicted model, not a curated record. Gene Ontology annotation, cellular component: membrane. The transcript is spliced from 30 exons. Bases 1 to 9303 code for a protein of 3100 amino acids. Lineage: Eukaryota; Metazoa; Nematoda; Chromadorea; Rhabditida; Rhabditidae.